AGCGGCUCCAGUCGCCCUGCAACGCCUCCACAGCCACUCAGGAUCCUCCCCCAGCUGGCCCAGGAGUCACGGACAACCUGCACAGCCAAAUCUCAACCAGAGCCGUGACGUGGUAGGAAGUGAGCUCUCUGUUUUCAAGAGCAACCAAAUAGGACAACCAUGGAGGAGCAUCAAUACUCAGGAUUCUCCGACUAUACCAGAAAGCGAUGCUGCAACCGGGACACACGGCUGGCGCUCGUGGGCCUGCUCACCACCGCCCUGUGGGCUGGGCUGCUGGCGCUGCUGCUUCUAUGGCACUGGGAUACUCUAAGGAGUAUAAAACAGCUGGAAGAAUCUGUGACCCGCAAUGUCUCCCAGGUUUCCAAGGAUCUGCAAAGGUACCAGGGCGAACGGGCGGCCCAGAGAUCUGAUGCCUCCGAGGUGCUGCGAGUGAUGCAGAGGCUCCGAGCUGAGCAGAAUAUAACGCCUCAGGACUCCAAGCUCUCCCACAACCUGGACCGACUUCAAGAGGAUCUGAGCAACUUCAAGUCACAGACCUCCGACGUGCUGCGAGUGGUGCAGGAGCUCCGAGCUGAGCAAAAGAAUAUAACACCUCAGAACUCCAGGCUCUCCCACAACCUGGACCGACUUCAAGAGGAUCUGAGCAACUUCAAGUCACAGAGCUUGAAUGAGAAGCGCACAGCCUCGGAUUUGCUGAAGCAACUGCAGGAGGAAGUGGCGAAGCUCUGGAUGAAGAUGCACGUGGCAGACGGUUCCUCGUGCAACACGUGCCCGGAGAACUGGAUCUCCUUCCAACACAAGUGCUAUUACUUCGGAGAGGAAUCCAAGCAGUGGGUCCAAGCCCGGUUCGCCUGCGACCACCUGCAGGGACGGCUGGUCAGCAUCCAUAGCCAGGAGGAGCAGGACUUCCUGACCCAACGCGUCAGCAUGAGGGGUUCCUGGAUUGGCUUACGCGAUCUCGACAGGGAGGGGGAGUUCAUUUGGAUGGAUGGGAGACCACUGGAUUAUAGCAACUGGUCCCCCGGGGAGCCCAAUAACGGAGGCCAGGGUGAGGACUGCGUGAUGAUGCUGGGAUCCGGGCACUGGAACGACGCCUUUUGCCGCAGCCGCCUGGACGCCUGGGUGUGUGAGCGCCUGGCCACCUGUGGGCCGCCCACCGCUGCCGUUGCUACCGUGGCCACCUCUCAGCCACUCCAGGCCACAGAGCCCCGCUAAAAACAGUGGCAUUCUGAGGGCUGCCCCGCUCCUCCACCCAGCC
Messenger RNA from Ochotona curzoniae (black-lipped pika), 1258 nucleotides. It is a transcript of the gene FCER2, whose product is annotated as Fc fragment of IgE receptor II. NCBI's taxonomy places the organism in Eukaryota, Metazoa, Chordata, Mammalia, Lagomorpha, Ochotonidae. The transcript has 13 exons. The coding region runs from base 160 to 1215 and encodes 351 amino acids. The record is from RefSeq and is a predicted model, not a curated record.